This is a messenger RNA of Solanum lycopersicum (tomato), 1955 nucleotides long. RefSeq lists its product as uncharacterized. Gene Ontology annotation, biological process: base-excision repair. NCBI's taxonomy places the organism in Eukaryota, Viridiplantae, Streptophyta, Magnoliopsida, Solanales, Solanaceae. The record is from RefSeq and is a predicted model, not a curated record. Gene Ontology annotation, molecular function: DNA-3-methyladenine glycosylase activity.
GCGGUAGGAUGGAUAAAAACUCUUUAGUCGUAAUUUUAAUUCUCAUGUUCAAAUAUUGAGGAUAAAUAACCCGAUAGAAAAUAAAGAGAGAAAAAACUCUAUUAGUCUAACAUUCUUUUUCAGAACCGAUGGUGUAAAAUGGUCUUAACUUUUUGCCUCAAUAUUGAAUUAAUGAACGAUUCAAUUCGUUGGAAACUAGACUCAAAGACCGAUAUGACAAUGUGAUGCCUCAAAUGUGAAUAUCUUUUACUAAAAAUCUUGUGCUUCUGGAAAAUCUAAACUUCUUCAACACUUUAAUUCUCAAACUUUCUAUUGUCAACAAAUAAUUUUUUACAAUCCACAAACCAUUUUCAUAUCAAAUUUGCUUCAAUUAUAAGUCUAAAAAGUUGCCUCAUUAUGAGAUUCACAUUCUACCAACUUCACCUUUUAUUAACAUUCUUAAUUAAUCCAUCAGUUCAAAAUCCAAUCUAUAUAUAUUCCAAUCAUCUUUUCACAUAUUUACAAUCCAUAGCAACUUUAAUUUAUUUAUUUAUUCCCCCCAAAAAAAAUGUCUAAGCAAAGUGUGAGGAAACAUCAUGCAUUAGAGAAACAUAGAGAAAAAGAAAAAACAAGAAGCAAUAAUAUUAGUAGUAAUUUCUUAUUAUCUAAACAUUGGAAAAAAAUUUACCCUAUAGGGUUACAUAAAACAAGUUCUUCUCUCUCACUUUCUUCACUAUCUUUAUCUUUAUCACAAACUUCAAAUGAUUCUUCGAUUACUGAUUCUUCUUCAAUCACUCCAUUGGAUCAAAAAAUCUCUCUAGCACUACGAUUAAUCGCGUCAUCAAGGGAGAAAAAUGAGGGUUCGAGCAUGUCCAAUAAGAACGUGGCUCGAAUGAUUAGUCCAAACCCUAAUCCAAACCCUAGUAGUGAAGAAGAACUCAUGAGAAGGUGCAAUUGGAUAACUAGUACUAGUGAUAAGGUUUAUGUGCAAUUCCAUGAUGAAUGUUGGGGAGUUCCUGUUUAUGAUGACCAUCAAUUAUUCGAGCUUCUUGCAUUAUGUGGAAUGCUUAUGGAUUUCAAUUGGACUGAAAUUUUAAAGAGAAGGGAACUAAUAAGAGAAGCAUUUGGUGGAUUUAAUGCAAAUUAUGUGGCCAAAAUGGGGGAGAGUGAGAUUGAAGAAUUAAUCUCAAAUCCAUCACUCAAUUUAGCAGAAAGCAGAGUUAGAUGCAUAGUUGACAAUGCCAAAUGCAUAAUCAAGAUUGUGAGAGAAUAUGGAUCAUUUAGCAGCUACAUGUGGAAUUAUGUGAAUUAUAAACCUAUAAUUAACAGAUUUAGACAUCCAAGAAAUGUUCCAUUAAGAACACCAAAAGCAGAAACAAUUAGCAAAGAUUUAUUGAAGAAAGGAUUUAGAUUUGUUGGGCCAGUAAUUGUUUAUUCAUUCAUGCAAGCUGCUGGGAUGACAAUUGAUCAUUUGGUUGAUUGUAUUAGGCAUAAACAUUGUGUUAAUCUUGCUGAAAGACCAUGGAGGCAUGUAUGAGUUUAAUUUAUUUUAAUUAUGUAUGCUUUUUAUUUUAUUUUAAGUUGUUUUUUUGCCAACAAAUUUAGUGUAAUUCACGAGUGAAAUAAUUACCUAGAAAGAGUGGUGUGUGCGCAGACUUGUUUCUAUUAUGUGAAUGUAGAGAACACUAGCUUUUGUUUAUAACAAUAUAUUCAGUGUAAUUUACGAAUAAAGUCUGGAGAGAUUGGUGCGUACACCGUCUUGUUGUUGCCACUAGUUUUGCUUGAAAGAAUGUAAUCAGUAUAAUCUUAUGAGUGGUAUCUGAAGAGAGUGGUGUGUACAUAGUCUUGUUUUUGUCUUGUGAAUGUAGAGAGAUUGUUUUUGGCAAAUGGCUUUACUCGUAUGUAUCAAUUAUGAGUUGAAUGGUGUAUUUAGUUCCAUGUUUAUUUUUAAUUAUAUAAAAUUGUAAAUUGCAUUU